Molecule: messenger RNA, 2504 nt
Organism: Hippocampus comes (tiger tail seahorse)
Lineage: Eukaryota; Metazoa; Chordata; Actinopteri; Syngnathiformes; Syngnathidae
Gene: vrtn
Product: vertebrae development associated
Exons: 2
Coding region: 21-2033 (670 amino acids)
Biological process (GO): regulation of transcription by RNA polymerase II
Cellular component (GO): chromatin
Source: RefSeq, a predicted model, not a curated record
UUCUGUGAUGUCCGCCAGUCAUGAUUCAGAGGAACGAAGCGGUGCUGUCCAUCCUGAGGGAGCUCCAGGAGGCCACGGAGAGCUCGGGCCUGGACGCGCUCAUCCUGAAGGCCCUGGAGGUGGACCGGCUCCUGGCUCCCUUCCCGCUGCCCCGCUUGCCCUGUCAGAACUUCCCCGAGUGGGUCGGCGUGGACAACGUCGCCCAAGGCCUGUACCCGCGGGACGCCCCUGCGGACCUCCUGCCGCUACGCUGCAAAGGAAAGGGCAACCUGCUAUUUGACGCAGCCAGCAUGCUGCUAGUGGGCAAUAGUGGUCUGAGCUUGGAGCUACAGGUCAGGACAGUUGUAGAAAUGGUCCUGUGGAAGAGGUACUACCUGUCCGGGAUGAUCGACUCCAAGAUGAUGCUCCAGGCGGUCCGCUUCAGCCUCUGCGCCGAGGAGUCGGAGGCCAUGCUCAACCUGUCCGCGAGCAUCCUGGAGGCCAUCUUCGACGCCGACGUCAAGGCCUCGUGCUUUCCUGACUCGUACGCCAACAUGUGGCACGUGUACGCGCUGGCGUCUGUGCUUCGGGUGAACAUAUACUCCGUCUACCCCAUGUUCAACCACAAGAUCCGAUCCUACUUCAACAGAGUCAUCCGGCCCAGGACUUGGCCCAAAGAGUGCGAGCCUCAAACCUUCCACAUCAUGUGGUCCGGCGAGUUACAAUCAGAGACUUUGUUCCGACCCGAUCACUUUGUGGCGCUGGUCCACGUGAGCGACUUUGCUUCGAGUAGUCCCAAGAGCGAGGAGCUCCUCAUCCAAGACUCAAACUUCUCAUACCGGACUCUGAAGGACAAGUACAACAUCACGAAGAGGACCUUCUACCGCUGGAAGAGGCAGUCUCAGGAGCACUGUAAGAAGUCCACGGCUCGCUAUGAGGCCAAGAACUUCCUGCAGGCGUCUUACCUGGAAGGGAAGCUCAUCCCGCUGCACCAGUUCAAGGAGUUCUUCCCGGAAAUCUCCAGGUCGUCUUACUACAACUGGAAGCAGGAGCUCCUCAAGUCAGGCGGAACCUUCUCCACCUCGUCAUCCACGGGGGAGAUCAGUCCCGGCGAGAGCACGGAGCAGGAAGCGUGGUCCUCUCCCGAGCUCAGGCAAGACGAGUCGGACCAUCAAGAAAGCGUGGCCGGCAUGUUCGGCCUCAGCAUGGGGGCCCUGGAUCUGGAACGGGCUCAGAGUGCGGCCCACAUGCAGCAAGCCAAACGCUGCUUGCAGAACUGCAUCGCCACCAACGCUUCGUUUCCCUUCAAGCUCUUCAAGCACAACUUCCCCGGCAUCUCCAGGUCCACCUACUACAACUGGAGGAGGGAGGCCAUGUUGUUCAUUGGAGGCUACAAAGCCAGCAGCUCGGAUAGCUCCGACGCGGACAAGAGCCAAAGUCCGAAAAGCAUCUCUCCGGUACUGCAACUGCAAAACAUGAGCGAGUCGGCUCCACGGUCGAAGAUCUGCAGGCGUAAGCACAGAAGUUUCAGGCUGGCGUACAUGAGUAAGAAACAACUUCGAGAUGUGGCCAAGAUGCUGGUCCAAAAGUCCAAAUUGUCCCUCAGUAAAUUCAAGCUCAGGUUUCCGACCUUGUCCCUCUGCUUCUUUUGGCUGUGGGCAAGCGGCAACACAAAGAGGAUGGUGACCGAGAUCGAUGCUGCCAAAGUUGGGGAAACGCCGGCGGCCGUCUUCAACAUCGCAAAUAACCACAAGGCGCUCCCGUUGGCGGAGAUCCCCCCGUACGUCGGCGGAUCCGGCGCCGCUUCCCUGGAGGCCUCGCAUCCCAAGCACGACCCGGGUCGCUCCCUGCCGGACAAGCAGAGGCUGGCCGUGGACGUCGUGGCUCUGGCCAACUUUAAAGCCAAGGCCAAGUUGUUUUUGCAGACGCGCUUCGAGGAAAGGUCUUUCCCCACGUUCAAGGAGUUCCGCUCCCACUUUCCCUUCACUCCCCGCUCCACCUACUACAUGUGGAAGCGGGCUCUACACCACGGGGUGUCGCUGGUUCACGGCUAAAGCCUCGCGCGGCCACCGCAUUUGGAAAAUUUGUACGUGUGUGACACUGUGACUGAGAGGCAGGCGUGUUGAAGCCCUGCAAGGCAAAAGGCAGUUCAAAGAUUGGACUCUCCGCCAAGCAUCGUACCGGGCACCCUUUACCUUUUAUUGUUGUAUGCUUUUUGGAAAUCACAUUCACUGUAUGAGCCAGGGUUCUUCUUCUUACCUUUAGUUAGUUUUUUUUAAUUCACUUCAUGUGUAUACCUUUUUUUUUUGCCUCAUACUCAACACUAUAGUGACUUGCACCAAAGAACAAACACUGUGAAUCAAAUGCACCUUUGUGGUUAUUCUGAAGACGCUUGAAUGCAACUCAGUUCAUUUUUUUCUGCUGCUCAUUUCAAGACUACUUUGCCUUUCAUGACAUUCUUUUUUUUUGUAGGUCCAGUGUUACAUUUGUACUCAACUAGUGUCAAGAAUAAAAAGUGCCGCAGA